AUGUCUCUGGGGGGGCUCGGCCAGACCCUGCUCCCCAGCGGCCUGAGGCGUCCCGAGCUCCCCCAGACCUCAACCACCACGCAGCCCCAAGCCCCCUCCUGGAGUCCCUGCCCAUGGGAGACCCAGGCUCAAGGAUCCCUCUCCCCAGAUCACCUGCUGGCCGAUGCAUACUCCGGCCACGACGGGUCCCCCGAGAUGCAGCCAGCCCCCCAGAACAAGCGUCGCCUCUCCCUCGUCUCCAACGGCCGCUAUGAGGGCAGUCUGUCUGAGGACGUGGGCGGAGAGAAGCCAGCAGGCGAGGGUCUCGAGCCCCGGGUGUAUACCAUCUCAGGCGAGCCAGCCCUGCUGCCCAGCCCCCAGGCCGAAGCCAUCGAGCUAGCUGUGGUGAAGGGCCGGCGGCAGGGCGGGCAUCACCACCACAGCCAGCCCCUGCGGGGCAGCCCUGGCAGCAGCAGCCAUGACCUCAACAGGCCCUGCCAGAGCUGGACAGGCAGCCGCCAGGGCUCUAAGGAGUGCCCCGGCUGCACCUCGCCGGCCCCCAGGCCCUCCCCUCAGGCCUUUGGGCUGGCCCCGCCGCCCCUGCCUGAGCCCACUGGCCACCGCAAGAAGCUGGAGAGGAUGCACAGCGAGGACCGAGUGUCUGAUGAAGUGCCCAUUCGCACCUGGUUCCCCAAGGAGAGCCUCUUCAGCUUCCAGACGGCAACCACCACUAUGCAAGCCAUCUCGGUGUUUCGGGGCUACGCAGAGAGGAAGCGCCGGAAGCGGGAGAAUGAGUCCGCGUCUGUCAUCCAGAGGAAUUUCCGCAAACACCUGCGCAUGGUCGGCAGCCGGCGGGUGAAGGCCCAGACGUUCGCUGAGCGGCGGGAGCGGAGCUUCAGCAGGUCCUGGAGCGACCCCACCCCUAUGAAAGCCGACACUUCCCACGACUCCCGAGACAGUAAUGACCUGCAGGGGUCUUGCUGCACCCUGGAUGAGGACUUGGAGGGCCUGGACUGGGAGACUGAGAAGGGUCUGGAGGCUGUGGCCUGUGGCUCAGAGGACUUUGUCCCCCCCAAGGUCAUGCUCAUCUCUUCCAAGGUCCCCAAAGCGGAGUACAUCCCCACCAUCAUCCGCAGGGACGACCCUUCCAUCAUCCCCAUCCUCUACGAUCACGAGCAUGCUACUUUUGAGGACAUCCUGGAGGAGAUUGAGAAGAAAUUGAACAUUUACCACAAGGGGGCUCGGAUCUGGAAGCUGCUCAUCUUCUGCCAGGGAGGUCCCGGACACCUCUAUCUGCUCAAGAACAAGGUGGCCACGUUUGCCAAAGUGGAGAAGGAAGAAGACAUGAUCCACUUCUGGAAGCGUCUGAGCCGCCUGAUGAGCAAGGUGAACCCAGAGCCGAAUGUCAUCCACGUCAUGGGCUGUUACAUCCUGGGGAACCCCAAUGGAGAGAAGCUGUUUCAGAACCUCAGCACCCUCAUGACCCCAAACAAGGUCACCUUCCAGUCCCCCCUGGAGCUGUCGGCCCAAGGAAAGCAGAUGAUUGAGACGUACUUCGACUUCCGGCUGUACCGGCUGUGGAAGAGCAGGCAGCACUCGAAGCUGCUGGACUUUGACGGCGUCCUGUGAGGCCACUGCGCCGGGGGGCCAGGCACUGGGUGAAGUCCUGGCUUGACCACAGUCCUCAGGCCGCUUGCUCAGGUUCUCUGCCGGCUGCCCCAGCCAAGGUUGGACACCCAGCCUGCCCGUGGCCUGGGCUGGAGGCUGUCCUCCGUGGGGCGUAGAAAUAAGUGCCAUUUUUACACCCAAGACAUGCCGAGCGGCGACAUGGCCAGCUCCCGGUGUGCACUGCACUCUGGUCCUGCAGCGGCCGCUUGGCGGGCAUGGUCAGGACUCCCUGGCCGGCCGUCUUCAUCACCAGCACAGGUGAGCCUGGCUGUCCACCCUGAGGCCCCAUUGUCGCUUGGACCCAUACCCGCGCUUAUUCUGACCUCACCGCCCAGUGGGCAGCCCGGGCAGCAACAGAGAAGAGCCCCUUUGGGUGUCAGACCAGCUGCAGUGCUACAUUCCCAACCAGGCAGGCGGGCAGGCAGCCGGGGCUGGGUCCUGGCACAUGCCUGUGGGUGGCCCUCCUGUACAUAGCUGGGGCUCGGGGGCAGGCCCCCCUUUCCAGAGCCAGGCUCGAGGGCAGAGGACGGGGCUGGGGUGCAGACAUGGCUUAAAACAAUGUACGAUACCCCUAGAGUGACAUUAAACUGACCCUCCGCUGCG
Messenger RNA from Echinops telfairi (small Madagascar hedgehog), 2250 nucleotides. It is a transcript of the gene NSMF, whose product is annotated as NMDA receptor synaptonuclear signaling and neuronal migration factor. Gene Ontology annotation, cellular component: cytoplasm; nucleus. The record is from RefSeq and is a predicted model, not a curated record. The transcript is spliced from 15 exons. Gene Ontology annotation, biological process: regulation of neuronal synaptic plasticity; positive regulation of neuron migration. NCBI's taxonomy places the organism in Eukaryota, Metazoa, Chordata, Mammalia, Afrosoricida, Tenrecidae. Bases 1 to 1608 code for a protein of 535 amino acids.